CCGGCCUCUCCUUCAAUCUUGCACAGGUGUACCGGCUCCUCCCUUUCAGUCUUGCACAGGUGUACUGGCUCCUCCCCUUCAGUCUUGCACAGGUGUACCGACUCCUCCCCUUUAGUCUUGCACAGGUGUACCGGCUCCUCCCUUUCAGUCUUGCACAGGUGUACCGGCUCCUCCCCUUCACUCUUGCACAGGUGUAGCGGCUCCUCCCCUUCAGUCUUGCACAGGUGUACCGGCUCCUCCCCUUCAGUCUUGCACAGGUGUACCGGCUCCUCCCCUUCAGUCUUGCACAGGUGUACUGGCUCCUCCCCCCUUCAGUCUUGCACAGGUGUACCGGCUCCUCCCCUUCAGUCUUGCACAGGUGUACCGGCUCCUCCCCUUCAGUCUAGCACAGGUGUACUGGCUCCUCUUUCAGUCUUGCACAGGUGUACCGACUCCUCUCCAUCACUGAAAUGGUUUACUCUGAUUUCACUGCACACUGUGAUCUUCUCACAAUGUGUAUUAGAAGCUGCAGCAAGUCAUUUAGAGCAACUCAGUUCCUGGCUGUAGGACGCCCAUCAUCUAGCCC
Messenger RNA from Staurois parvus, 565 nucleotides. The record is from the annotation of a GenBank genome assembly. Lineage: Eukaryota; Metazoa; Chordata; Amphibia; Anura; Ranidae.